Molecule: messenger RNA, 2094 nt
Organism: Suillus subalutaceus
Lineage: Eukaryota; Fungi; Basidiomycota; Agaricomycetes; Boletales; Suillaceae
Exons: 7
Coding region: 1-2094 (697 amino acids)
Source: RefSeq, a predicted model, not a curated record
AUGCCAGUUUCUCCCUGGUGUCAGCCUCAGAUGCCAUCUCAACGUCAGGACCCAGCUCGCACUAGCCCUAAGAAGAGGAAGACAAAGCGCAAAGCCGCGGAUUCUGACGGGCGGGAUGUGUCAACCAAGAAAUCGCGGGCUGAGGCUGAAGCACCCAUCGCGUCGCAGCAGCCUACUCGACGUUCUGGACGUCCUGGUGCUGGAACAGGAGGUAGAGUUAGUCAACUCGAGAUCAUUGGAGCACUCUUGGGUGCCCCAGCACAUACCAGCCAGCCCAAAGGCUCCACCUCCCUCGACUCUAGUAUCCCUACCAAUCCGCUUGCUCCAGAACCGCCUCACAAGAGAGGCCGGAUGAAGAAGCCCCCUCCACCAUAUAGUGCCUCUGGCAAGCCGAUGGAUUCUGCGCCUUCGAGACCACAGGGGGAAAAAGCUACAGUGGCGAAGAAACCUGCUCCCGUUGCCUCAACUGUCGAGUCCAUGGAUUCUGCGCCUUCGAAACCACGGGGAAAAAAAGCUACAUUGACGAAGAAAACUACUCCCGUUGCCUCGACUGUCGAGCCCCCAAACCUCCAACCCAGUUUCGUACAUCGUGAAGCGGGUGCACGCUUUGGUUUUUCUCAGUUCAUCGUUCCCCCUGGUACAGAGCCUGACCUGCAGGCACUCAACAACCCUUUUGUGGCUGCAGCCAGGGAGAAGCAGGCUCUUUCAGCAGGUCUAGCUGCACGUCAGCCUGAUGCUAACUCAGACUUAUUCCAGAACCUGGAUCCUACCCUUCGGCCAGUCAACAACGGACCGCAAGAUUCAGGAGCUGAAAGCACGGAGACAUCUAGUGAGGGUGGCGAUGGAAAUACUGACGACGACGACGAUGACGAAGAUCACACGGACAAUGAAGUUGGCUGGGGAGCAGCGCAGGGGCGCGUGACUGAACAUCCUGGUUUCUCAAAAGAAGAUUUACCGUCUCAACCCCAUGUCGCUCGUGCUCUUCCAACCGACUUCAAUUUUCAAUAUUCACGUGAUGAAGGUGACAUUAACGCAGAAAGAUCUUUGGCAGAUGAUAUCUCCAGUACUGAUGAUACCACGACCAAGCCGGCUGAACCUAAGCCAGAUGAUGUCUUACAGCGCCACCACCAGAAAAAUGGACGCCCUCGACUUCCUGAUCCACAAGUUCUUGACCUCCUACGUCACGCCGAGACAAAGUCUUCCAAGUCAAAGGACACAAACGUCAAGACUACAUCAGCAAAAGUGAAGGAAUCAGGUGAUGGGCCUAGAGCCACUCAACUAGGCUGGUAUGGUCCACGAUGGAAAAACUUCCUUGAGGUUACGAAGAGCGAGUGCCGCGCCCAACACGCGAUAGAGAACCCAUUCCCCAAACUAGCGAAAGAUUUGACAGGUUCCAUCAACGAGAUACUCAUGGCUUCGCUUGUCGAAUGGCUCGAGGGUGGUCAACAAGUCGAAGAGGGUAUUUGGCCUGAUCGCAAGCAUGAUAUGGCAAAACUGCUGUAUGAGGAUUUAUCAACGUGGCGCUCGGACCUCAAGAAGACCGUUGCCAGUAUUGUGCCCUCCAUGUACGACCUCAUACCUCCAUCUCAUGUCCCACCCCAACAACGUGCUGCCUGGGUUGAAGAAGCUGCCACGGAGUUGCUCAAAGACGCUAUUUUCUUACGCAACGGUGUAGAUGAAAAUGGGAAAACCGAAAACGCCUCUCAUCCUGUGCUCCGCGAGGCUUCUAUCUCUUUCUUCUAUACAGGGUCUUACCGUGUUGCUCGCAGGAGACCUGAGGUCUUCCAGAAGUCUUUACCGCUAGAGUGCUUGGCACUGGUUUGCACCGCGGUUAAUUGUGUCCUAGAUGGCUUUGCUAAGAACGGCAGCGGAAAAUCAUUUCCGAAGUUCACCGCAAAGGAAUACUCUUCUUUGUAUACUGCUAUGCUCACUAACCUGGAAUCGAUCAUGCGUGACCCUUACCAUGGACCGAAAUUAGCGCGGCAACUUCGUUCCUGGGCUGCAGCUGGAUGGCAAGGAGUUUUUGCUUUCGAAGUAUUGCAUGCUGAUGAAGUUCUCACAGGGCGGAGUCCUACAAAGUCGACGGCAAUGUGA